AGGCCAGCUCUCCACUACUACCUUGAUGUAGUCUUCAUCGCCACCCCAACAGAUGGAGCCAUGCCUAGCAUCUAGUUUUUGUAUCCAUUUCAACACAAAGAUUCCCCAAACACUUGCUUUAUAACCAUAACUUAUAACAACAUAGUUGAUUGCAACAAGUUCAUUGUUAGGGCACCAUGAUAACCUUCUUUGCAACCACUUUAUGCAUCUUCCUCCUCUUUGCACUCCUGUGGUUCCUGCAUAAGGUAUGGUGGACUCCAAUUCGGAUUCAAAGUUUCAUGGCUUCACAAGGAAUCAAAGGACCUUCUUAUAGAUUCAUUCAUGGAAGCACCAAGCAGAUCAGCACCAUGUUGGAGGAAACCGAAAGCAAACCAAUGGAGGACAUAUCUCAUCAUUUAUUCCCAAGACUGCUGCCCCAUGUUUAUGCUUGGACCCAACUAUACGGGAAAACUUAUCUUAAUUGGCAUGGUCCUCGAGCUCAAUUGGUAGUCGCUGAACCUAGCCUGGUUAAAGAGAUAUUGAAUAACAAAGAUGGAGCAUACCCAAAAACAAAGAUCGAUGAUUACUUGAAGAAGCUGUUAGGAGAUGGAAUUGUGAUAUGUGAAGGAGAAAAAUGGUCAAAGCUACGCAAAAUAGCCAACCAUGCUUUCCAUGGAGAGAGCUUGAAGGAAAUGGUUCCAGCAAUGGUAAAGAGUGUGGAAACAAUGCUAGAAAGAUGGAGACAGCAUGAAGGAAAGGAGAUCGAGGUGUAUGAAGAGUUCAGGAUGCUAACAUCAGAAAUUAUUUCCCGAACAGCUUUUGGAAGUAGUUACUUGGAAGGCAAGAACAUAUUUGACAUGUUGAUGAAGUUGGGGGUGAUUGUGUCAAGAAAUGAGUUGAAAAUUAGCUUUCCGGCCAUCGGAAAAUUUGUGAAAUCACGCGAUGAAAUUGAUUCGGAUAAAAUAGAACAAGAAAUUCGAGAUUCAAUCAUAGCAAUGGUAAAGAAAAGAGAAAACAAGGUGAUAACAGGCGAAACAGAGAGCUAUGGGAGUGACUUUCUUGGAUCGCUUAUAAAGGUUAAUCAUGAUGCCAAUGAGAAUAAUAGAAUUUCAAUAGACAACAUAGUAGAUGAGUGCAAGACAUUCUACAUUGCUGGACAAGAAACAACAAAUAGCUCACUAGCUUGGAGUGUUCUUCUCCUAGCAAUCCACACAGAUUGGCAAGACAAAGCAAGAAAGGAGGUUCUUGAUUUGUUUGGCAACCAAAACCCAAAUCUAGAGGGCAUUGCGAGAUUAAAGACGGUGAGCAUGAUCCUAAAUGAAACUAUGAGGCUGUAUACACCAGUAAUCCAGGUGAUAAGAAAAGUUGAAAGGGCAGUCAAGUUGGGGAAGCACAAUCUUCCGUCUAAUAUAGAUGUAACCGUUCCAAUUCUAGCACUGCACCAUGACCCUGAAAUAUGGGGACAAGAUGUUCAUCUCUUCAAGCCAGAGAGAUUUGAAGAAGGGGUGGCUAAAGCAACUAACAACAUUGCAUCAUUUAUUCCAUUUAGCUUUGGACCCCGGAUGUGCGUCGGCUUGAAUUUUGCAAACGCUGAAUCGAAGAUAGCACUAUCAAUGAUUCUGCAACGUUAUAAGUUCACUCUAUCACCAACUUAUGUCCACUGGCCGAUUCAAAUGCUCACACUUCGCCCGCAGCAUGGAAUUCAAGUCAUAUUCCACCAGCUCUAAAUUUGAAUAGUAAAAUUUUCAUGUCUUGUAAGAAUAAUGUUAUGUUUUUCUGUCCGUGUGAUUUAAAAUAAAUAAUUGUUUGAACCAACUUGUUCUGAAAUUUCAA
This is a messenger RNA of Camellia sinensis, 1812 nucleotides long. Its product is annotated as cytochrome P450 CYP749A22. NCBI's taxonomy places the organism in Eukaryota, Viridiplantae, Streptophyta, Magnoliopsida, Ericales, Theaceae. Gene Ontology annotation, molecular function: heme binding; iron ion binding; monooxygenase activity. The record is from RefSeq and is a predicted model, not a curated record.